UUGGCACACCCACGUGGUUUGGAUAGUUCUAGAAGUGAUAGAGUGACCGGUGCUGUCCUUUCUUCAAGCCGAGUGACAGGCUGCACGUUCUGUUAGUCUCCCAGUAAUAUCAUAUACCACCUUCCGUCUCACUAUGCUCGGUGCCAGCAAAUCAGCCGCUCGCCUGCUUACCCACGUACCAAGGAGUGGGGUCCGCAGUAUGCUCACGUGUGCACGCCAGGGUUGCUGGAAUGGACUUAGUCAAGAUGUUCUUAGAUCCAUAUGGAAACGCGACUAUGCCUCUGAAGCAAUUAAGGGGGCUGUUAUUGGUAUUGACCUGGGAACAACAAACUCUUGUGUAGCAGUUAUGGAGGGAAAACAAGCAAAGGUGCUAGAGAAUGCUGAAGGAGCUAGAACUACGCCUUCUGUUGUUGCCUUUUCAGCAGAUGGUGAACGGCUAGUGGGUAUGCCAGCUAAACGGCAAUCAGUCACCAAUCCUGAGAACACAUUAUACGCUACAAAGCGUCUUAUUGGCCGGCGCUUUGAUGAUUCUGAAGUCCAAAAAGAUAUUAAGAAUGUUCCAUUCAAAAUUGUACGGGCCUCAAAUGGUGAUGCCUGGGUUGAAGCACAUGGAAAGCUGUAUUCUCCAAGUCAGAUUGGUGCAUUUGUGUUAAUGAAGAUGAAAGAGACUGCAGAAAAUUACCUGGGGCAUUCUGCAAAGAAUGCUGUCAUCACAGUGCCUGCCUACUUCAAUGACUCCCAAAGACAGGCAACCAAGGAUGCUGGACAGAUUGCUGGACUUAAUGUUUUGAGAGUUAUCAAUGAGCCUACAGCAGCUGCACUUGCUUACGGCCUGGAUAAAUCUGACGAUAAAAUUAUUGCUGUAUACGACUUGGGAGGUGGCACUUUCGAUAUUUCAAUUUUGGAAAUUCAGAAAGGUGUUUUUGAAGUGAAAUCCACCAAUGGAGACACUUUCUUGGGAGGAGAAGAUUUUGACCAGGCUCUGCUGCAGUAUAUUGUGAAGCAGUUCAAAAGAGAGUCUGGUGUGGACCUGACAAAAGACAACAUGGCACUUCAGAGAGUCAGAGAAGCAGCUGAAAAGGCAAAAUGUGAAUUGUCCUCAUCUGUACAGACUGAUAUUAAUCUGCCAUACCUUACCAUGGAUGCCUCUGGACCGAAGCACUUGAAUAUCAAACUAACACGUUCUCAGUUUGAAGGAAUUGUUGCUGAUCUAAUUAAAAGAACUAUUUCACCAAGUCAGAAAGCUAUGCAAGAUGCGGAAGUCAGCAAGAGUGACAUUGGUGAAGUUCUACUUGUUGGUGGAAUGACCAGAAUGCCAAAGGUCCAGCAAACUGUGCAGGAUCUGUUUGGUCGUGCGCCAAGCAAAGCGGUUAAUCCAGAUGAAGCUGUUGCCAUUGGAGCUGCUAUACAAGGUGGUGUGUUAGCAGGAGAUGUCACAGAUGUGCUGUUAUUGGAUGUCACUCCACUGUCUCUUGGCAUUGAAACACUUGGUGGAGUCUUCACUAAGCUUAUUGGCAGAAACACAACUAUUCCAACAAAGAAAAGCCAGGUUUUCUCUACUGCUGCAGAUGGACAGACUCAAGUAGAGAUAAAAGUUUGCCAAGGAGAGAGAGAAAUGGCUGCUGACAAUAAGAUACUUGGCCAGUUUACAUUGGUCGGAAUUCCACCAGCACCUCGGGGAGUACCACAAAUUGAGGUCACUUUUGAUAUUGAUGCCAAUGGAAUUGUUCAUGUAUCUGCCAAAGACAAAGGAACAGGUCGUGAACAACAAAUUGUCAUACAAUCCUCUGGUGGACUCAGCAAAGAUGACAUUGAGAACAUGGUAAAGAAUGCAGAGAAGUAUGCAGAGGAAGACAGAAGAAGAAAGGAAAGUGUUGAAGCUGUAAAUAAUGCUGAAGGAAUAAUUCAUGACACUGAAUCCAAAAUGGAAGAAUUUAAGGACCAACUGCCAGCUGAUGAGUGCAAUAAGCUUAAGGAAGAAAUUAGCAAAAUGAGAGAUCUCUUGGCUCGGAAAGACACAGAGACAGGAGAAACAAUCAGGCAAGCUGCCUCGUCUCUUCAGCAAGCUUCACUAAAGCUUUUUGAAAUGGCAUACAAAAAGAUGGCAUCAGAAAGGGAGAGCUCUGGAAGUGGAGAACCGAAAGAAGGCCAGAAAGAAGAAAAACAAUAAAUUACUUAGUGUGUGAGAAGCUUGGGAGCAAAGCUCUGAAUAAGGGUCCUGAGCAGAAAUGGGCAGAAGUCGAUCUUUUACUGUGUUUUUGCAGUAUCCUAUAUAUAAUUUCUUUAUUGUACUUGGUAAUGUCUACUGUUUUAGUACCAUCUAACAUGUAUAAAGGAAUAUAAAGAAAAUUUGCUAUUUUCUAUGUAAAGUUCUAGACGUAUGCCUUUGUGUCAAUACACAUUUAUUGUAAAAUUCCAUAAAAUGCUUUCCCAAAGUUGGGUGAGGAUGACCGUGCAUAAAAUAUGGAGGUAGUUCGCUUUAUCUCUUUUAAAGAAUAAAAAUGGUAAAAGUAGAGCCACUGACAGGAUGCAUACAAUUGAGCAUUUGUUUUUGUUUUUUAAAUGUUGUGUGUCUAUUUUAUUUUUUUCUCUAUUGGAUUCUGCUUUUGAAAGUGUUUUUUUUCCAUUGUUUCAGAAUGGAUAAAUUAUUUUAAUAAAAUCAAUUAAUCAUACAA
Bombina bombina (fire-bellied toad) is the source of this 2675-nucleotide messenger RNA. RefSeq names its product heat shock protein family A (Hsp70) member 9 (gene HSPA9). The transcript has 17 exons. Lineage: Eukaryota; Metazoa; Chordata; Amphibia; Anura; Bombinatoridae. Gene Ontology annotation, cellular component: mitochondrion; cytoplasm. Gene Ontology annotation, molecular function: misfolded protein binding; ATP hydrolysis activity; ATP binding. Gene Ontology annotation, biological process: protein refolding; cellular response to unfolded protein. The record is from RefSeq and is a predicted model, not a curated record. The coding region runs from base 134 to 2170 and encodes 678 amino acids.